AGUCAGCCCCUACUGCUGUCUGUGUAACAUGAGAGCUGUCAGGAUAGAUCUAAAGAAAGCAAAUCGUGUCCCUUCAUCUCUCAGAGCCAAAACCCAACACGGAACAGACCUCAUCUAGCUCAGGGACAGCACGUAGAAUGCUUCACAACAUCUUCAUAACUACGUCCACAUAGCUACAGCGUGGACCUCUGCGAAAAGUGGAGUGCACAGCCUUAAAUGGGAAUAAGUGAUUGGUGCUUUUACUCCCGAUGAUCAGGAGACAAAAAGAGUGCAUUUUCUAUUGUUUUUGUAUUUUUUUUUUUUUACUUUUGGAUGUACAAGAUUAAUCUGUGUCAACAAAAAGAAUUCUUCUGGUUCCAAAAUCCCCCAUCCACCAUCUCUCCCGGGAUAGCCCUGUGUUUAGUAAAUCUGUUAUGGAUCUAAUAAGGGUUUCGCUCAUUUUUCUUUUUCUUUACUGUGAUCCUUCCUGCAAAGGUUCUACUGUCCCGGCUGUGGAGUCCAGGAAGGUUCCAAGCCAGCCCUCAAUCCAGGCAGCUCAACCUGUCACCCAGAACCCAACAGACUUUGGGAAAGAAUCCUUGGAAGAUGAAGCAGAAAAUCAAGAGAACAUUCUGUCCCAGUUACUUGGCGACUAUGACAAGGUGAAGGCGAUAUCUGAAGGAUCUAACUGUAAGUGCAAGUGUGUGGUCAAACCUCUGAACCGCGACUCUUGUGAAAGGGCCAGUAAUGGACAGGCACAGUCAGAGGACUUCUAUACAGUCGAAACUAUUACAUCAGGACCAGACUGCAAGUGCUCAUGUAUCGCUCCACCGUCCGCACUCAACCCCUGCGAGGGGGACUUCCGUCUAAGGAAACUUCGAGAAACAGAGAAAAAUGGCUUCAAGUUAUCGACCAUAAUUGAGAUGCUGGAAGGGGCUUUUUAUGGGCUAGACCUGCUGAAGCUGCAUACCGUAACCACGAAGAUUUCCAGUCGCGUAGAGAAGCUUGAAGAGGUGAUAUCAAAGAACCUCACCAAAGAACAAGCACAAAUCAAAGACAGUGUGGACGAAAUUCUGACAGAGAUGCAAAAGAAAGAAAAAGAAAAUUGCACUAAAACAGUUGAUAAUAAUCUCCCCGACAUCGGAAAGACUCUGCAGCGAGAUGCAGCAGCAGUGUAUACUCGUAAACAUGACAAAUAUGAGGAAAGAUUCCUUAGAGAUGAACAAGCAAAAGAAGAAAGCCCAAAACCACGAGCUCGUGCACCAUCCCAGGAAGUAAAGAGGAGGCCGUUAUCUCAAAGACAAAUUGAGGGGCGGCCAAAACCAGCACCAAAGCCACCUGUUGCCAGAGGGGUGACAUUUUACAAGGCCAAAGUCAUGGAAGAUGACAGCGACCUAGAAGACCAACCAGAGGAUGAAUUGUUCAGUGGCGAUAACGCAAUAGAUAUGUUGAUUGAAGAUCAUCUGAUAAAGCACAAAAUGAACUAUCCUAGCAACACUGAAGAACCUGUUGCAUCAAGGAAGCCUUUGACGUCCAAUUAUAUUGAACUAGAAACCCCAAUAAUUAAAACCAAACUGUCUAGCGUGGAGCCCAUGGGAUCAUUUCCAACCUCUACUUCCUACUCACCAUCUAUUGUUACAACCAAUGCUCCAACGAUGGAUACAGAACAAACUUUACAAGUAACUACAGAACAAAUGACAACUGCCCAAACACCAGCUAGUACCACCACCGUGGUCACAACUAAUAUAUUGACAACAAGCCUUGAUGAACGUACAGAGCCCUUAUCUACUACAAAGACAAUCACCACCACUGACUCUGUUCAUACAGACACCGUCACCCCCAUUAAGCCACAGGAAACCUCUACCAGAGCAAAACUACAAAAAACUACUAGAGGAAUCCAGAACGUUGAUGACAACAAAGAAGAUGACGACGAUCUCAGAAAAGUUAUCGGCCGAUGCAAAGACACGCUGUCUACCAUUUCUGGACCUACAACUCAAAACACCUAUGGGCGGAAUGAAGGAGCGUGGAUGAAGGAUCCACUUGCAAAAGAUGAUAAAAUCUAUGUUACGAACUACUAUUACGGUAACACGUUGGUAGAGUUUCGGAACUUGGACAACUUCAAACAAGGCCGCUGGAGCAACUCUUAUAAACUGCCUUACAGUUGGAUCGGUACCGGUCACGUUGUGUACAACGGUUCUUUCUACUACAACAGGGCAUUUACCCGAAAUAUUAUCAAGUACGACUUGAAACAACGGUAUGUGGCAGCCUGGUCCAUGCUCCACGAUGUGGUUUAUGAAGAAUCCACCCCAUGGAGAUGGAGAGGCCAUUCUGACAUAGACUUUGCCAUUGACGAGAAUGGGUUGUGGGUCAUUUACCCAGCUAUUGAUGAUGAAGGGUUCCAACAAGACGUUAUUGUCCUUAGUAAACUGAACUCUAUAGAUCUCACCACCCAGAAAGAGACUACGUGGAGAACCGGGCUGCGGAAGGAUUUUUACGGCAACUGCUUUGUCAUCUGUGGAGUACUUUACGCUGUGGACAGCUACAAUAAAAAGAAUGCUAACAUAUCCUACGCGUUUGACACCCAUACAAACACUCAGAUCGUUCCAAGAUUGCUGUUCGAGAAUGAAUACUCUUACACAACACAAAUCGAUUACAAUCCAAAGGAUCGUUUACUGUACGCCUGGGACAAUGGCCAUCAGGUUACAUAUUACGUCAUCUUUGCGUACUGAGCAGAAGGGGCAGCUGGAGCUUUGCCAUAAAUAAAAAAAACGAAAAAAAACCCGAGGCAUUGCUGUGUCUCUAGGUAUUACUAUGAGGAGACAAACUUGAAGUUCUCGUCUGGUUAUACGAAUGCAAAAAAAAAAAAAAAAUCUAAAAAAGAGUGAGUUUUUUUUAAUUUGAGACCUUACACAUUCCAUCCGAGAAACUCUAUGAAAUGCCAUUAAUUACCAGAAUUUCCAUACGGCGGUAUUAAACGGUUGUUGCUUCA
Messenger RNA from Pelobates fuscus (common spadefoot toad), 2968 nucleotides. RefSeq names its product olfactomedin like 2B (gene OLFML2B). The record is from RefSeq and is a predicted model, not a curated record. Gene Ontology annotation, biological process: signal transduction. Bases 414 to 2708 code for a protein of 764 amino acids. The transcript has 8 exons. NCBI's taxonomy places the organism in Eukaryota, Metazoa, Chordata, Amphibia, Anura, Pelobatidae.